UCCUUGUGUUUAUUUUUCGUCAAACUCUUACCGUCUUUUCUUUCUAUGUAUUGCCAUGUUCUAGCAACAAGUGGCUUCCUUAGAAACGAUAUGGCCGCCUUGACAAUGAAAGGCGAAGAACAAAAUACCACUACUGAUGAUGGGACUAGUUCAAAGAAGAGAAAAUUGACAAUGAUCUCUGGAUCAUCCUAUAUUCCCAUGGAAAAACUUGGGACGCUACAGGGCGAUGAUGCCCAUUUUAUUUGCGCAGAGAAGAAAACAGUUGGGGUGGCAGAUGGUGUGGGUGGUUGGUCCCAACAUGGCAUUGAUGCAGGAGAAUAUGCUAGACAACUCAUGAGCAAUGCUGAAUAUGCAGUAGUGAAUGGCGAGCCAAACAGCAAAGUUGAUCCCAGAAAAGUUCUGGAUGCUGCUUAUUCAAAGACCAAAGUUAAAGGAUCCUCCACAGCAUGCAUUUUAACACUAGAUCAAGACGAAGGCUUGACAACAGUGAACAUGGGAGAUAGUGGAUUUUUGGUGAUUAGAAAGGAUGGAGAUGUAUACAAAUCACCAAUUCAGCAAUAUUCUUUCAACUGCCCUUAUUAGUUGCAAGAUAAUGACAGGAGUAGAACCCCUAGUGGCGCACAGGUGACGACACUUCCAGUUGAAGCAGGGGACGUCAUUGUUGCUGGCACAGAUGGGCUGUUUGAUAACUUGUAUCCAAGGCAAAUAGAAGAGCUUGUUAGGACAAAGAUUGAGGGAGGCUCAGAUCCACAGGAUGUUGCUUGGGCAGUGGCUGGACAAGCUUACUGCACAUCGAUGGAUAGAGAAGCUUUUACUCCAUUUACAGAAGGUUCUUUGGAAGCUGGAAAAUCAAGUGUUGGAGGCAAAGAAGAUGACAUUACCGUUAUAGUUUCUUGCAUUGUUGACGACAGUUUAUGAAAGUUUUAUAUCAAAAUUGAAUUAAAAUCCAGUGAUUUUGCUAGAAAAUCUUGUUUCCGAAACU
Populus trichocarpa (black cottonwood) is the source of this 982-nucleotide messenger RNA. Its product is annotated as probable protein phosphatase 2C 55. The transcript is spliced from 4 exons. The record is from RefSeq and is a predicted model, not a curated record. Bases 46 to 582 code for a protein of 178 amino acids. Lineage: Eukaryota; Viridiplantae; Streptophyta; Magnoliopsida; Malpighiales; Salicaceae.